Messenger RNA from Penicillium egyptiacum, 1695 nucleotides. NCBI's taxonomy places the organism in Eukaryota, Fungi, Ascomycota, Eurotiomycetes, Eurotiales, Aspergillaceae. The record is from the annotation of a GenBank genome assembly.
AUGACCGACAAAACGGAUUUCAGCGCCGUAACAUACAGAGGGCCUGUUCAAGAUGGCGCUACGAAAAGCUUGCGAUCGGAGGAGAUAAACCGAUCUGAUGAAGAGAUUGCGACAGAUCCCAUGUCUGCACCAUUAAAGCGGCAGCUCAAGUCUAGACAUCUACAAAUGAUCGCUAUUGGAGGCAUUAUCGGUCCUGGUCUGCUGGUGAGCUCGGGCAAUGCGCUGCACGAGGGUGGACCCGCAGGAUCUUUGAUUAGCUUCUCGCUGGUCGGCAUUAUCGUCUUCUUCGUCAUGCAAUCGCUGGGUGAAAUGGCCACGCUCCUCCCUGUGACUGGAUCGUUCACAGAGUAUGCGGAGCGCUUUAUUGACGACUCUCUUGCGUUCGCGCUGGGAUGGGCGUAUUGGUACUUAUGGGUGACUGUUCUUGCAAAUGAAUACAACGCGAUAUCACUCGUCAUUGGGUACUGGACAGAUGCUGUUCCUCAAUGGGGCUGGAUCUUGAUCUUCUGGGUGAUGUUCCUUACCCUGUCAAAUCUCGGGAUUUUGGCCUAUGGCGAGAUGGAAUUUUGGCUAUCUCUUAUCAAGGUAUUGGCAUUGAUUGUCUUUUUCAUUCUCGCAAUUAUCAUUAGCGCAGGUGGCAUUGGACCGCGCGCUAUUGGGUUUGAAUAUUGGCAUGCUCCAGGGGCAUUUGCAGAUUCAAUCAACGGCGUUGCAAAAACCUUUGUUGUUGCAGGAACUUUGUAUGCUGGGACUGAAAUGUAUGUUUCUGUUUCCAAAUAUCGGAGGUGGUGGGAAAUGGGCAAAGUUGACAGUCAAAUUAGGGUCGGCAUCACCGCCGGAGAAUCGGCGAAUCCCCAAAAAGCAGUGCCAAAGGCUAUCAGGCAGGUCUUUUGGCGUAUCCUGAUUUUCUACGUUGGUACCAUCUUCUUCAUUGGAAUGCUCAUCCCAUGGAAUGACGAGAGAUUGUUGGGCAAGACUUCGAAGACAGCCAGCUCUCCAUUGACAAUCUCGUUACAGGACGCUGGGAUCCUCCCAGCUGCCCAUCUCAUCAAUGCUCUCAUCGUAAUUAGUGUCAUUUCCGCAGGAAACAGCUCGCUCUAUGUGGCAUCUAGAACCCUACUUUUCAUGUCCCGCAACGGAAAAGCUCCAAAAUUCAUUGGCCGGACAAAUCGUCUCGGGGUCCCAUGGGUGGGCCUGGUUUUCACCAACAUCUUCGCAUGCAUUGUGUUUCUAGGGCAGUCUGAUAGUGCUGGGAGGGUAUACUCGGCAUUGAUCACCCUUUCAGGGGUUGCUACAUUCAUUGUUUGGUCGGUGAUCGGAGUUGCGCAUAUUCGAUUUCGGAAAGCCCUGGUCGUGCAAGGCCAAGACCCAUCAAAGCUCCCAUACCAAGCUUUCCUCUACCCAUGGGGCACCUACUUCUCACUGGCAGCAAAUGUGUUCCUCAUUUUCUUCCAAGGGUACACUUGCUUCCUCAACCCCUUCAGCUCGACCGACUUUGUGAUCAACUAUAUCCUCCUCCCUGUGUUUGUGUUGUUUGUGAUUGCGUACAAGUUCUGGAAUAAAACCAGUGUCGUCCGACUGGAGGAUAUCGACAUCUGGACCGGGCGAAGAGAGCAAGUCGAUUUGGAAGAGCCGGAGUCACCGAAGAAGGCCGGCAAGUGGUGGUCUCGCAUUUAUUCAGUUGUUAUAGGGUAG